GAAUAACUGGGGCUUAAAUGCAGCCAUCGAAUUGUAUAUAUUAUCGUACGAUAGUCAUAUUUAUCAAUCGCAAAAAUGGCACAACUUAAUAAUUACCAUGGAUCACGGUGGUGGGAAGUGAUGAACAACAACAAAGACGAGCUUACUCUUGCCAUUUCAGCAAUGAUUUUGAUUGCUUUGUGGUACAGAUGGACAUCUUCAAGCUCCUCCAAUGGUGGACCACCAUUGCCACCAGGUCCCCGUUCAUUGCCAAUUGUUGGCCACCUUCCAUUUCUUGGUCGAGACCUGCACAAACAGUUCCUUAACAUGGCGCACAGUUAUGGUCCCAUUUUCAAGUUCUAUCUGGGGAGCAAACUUCAUGUCGUGAUAAGCACUCCCGAGCUAGCAAAGGUAGUGGUUCGUGACAAAGAUGAGAUCUUUGCUAACCGCAAUUCAACAAUCGCAGCCUUAAUAAUCACCUACGGGGGCCAAGAUAUAGCAUUCUCUGACAACAACUCGGAUUGGCGUAACCUUCGCAAGAUAUUUGUCCAUGAGGUCCUUAGCAACAAGAAUCUUGAAGCAUCUAGUUGUUUCCGAAGAGAUGAAGUUAGAAAAACUAUCAAGAAUGUUUAUACUAAAAUCGGGACCUCAAUUAACAUUAGCGAGAUUGCGUUCUCCACAGAGGCCAAUGUUCUAAAGAGCAUGGUUUGGGGAAACACUUCAGCUCAAAAACCAAAAGGUAGCCAUUUUGGAGCAGAGAUGCAGAUGGUUUCUGCGAAUAUUGUUGAGCUCAUGGGACAGCUGAAUGUCUCUGAUAUCUUCCCUAGUCUUGCAUGGCUUGAUCUACAAGGCGUGGAGCGGAAUAUGAAGGAGCAACUUCGUCUGUUGGAUCAAAUUUUCACAACGAUUAUUGACGAUCGAAUCGAAUCUAACUCUAAAAAAUCGAAGUAUGCAAUUAGGAAUGAAGGAAAGAAAGAUCUUCUACAAGUGUUAUUGGAGCUCAUGGAUCAAAACGAUGGAAUAUCAAUUAACCGGACUCAAAUAAAAGCACUCAUCCAGGACAUUAUGGUUGCAGGAACAGAAACAACGACAACGCUGAUAGAGUGGGCAAUGGCAGAGAUCAUGCAAAAUGAUGACAUAAUGAAAAAGGUUCAACAAGAAUUAGAAGAAAUCGUAGGACUUGACAACAUUGUCGAAGAAUCUCAUCUCCCCAAACUACAAUACCUAGAUGCAGCUAUUAAAGAAACAUUUCGGUUGCACACAGUAGUCCCUCUCAUACUCCCAAGGUCGCCAAGCCAGGAUUGUAUGGUAGGAGGAUACACCAUUCCAAAGGGUUGUACAGUGUUUCUGAAUGUUUGGGCAAUCCAUCGGGAUCCUCGAUAUUGGGAGAAUCCGUUAAAAUUCAAUCCAGAGAGAUUCUUGACAAACAAAUGUGAUUUCAAUGGAAGCAAUUUAAAGUUCUUCCCAUUUGGAUCAGGGAGAAGAUCAUGUCCUGGUAUUCCAUUGGCCGAGAAAAUGCAAAUGUAUAUCUUGGCUUCGCUAUUGCACUCAUUUGACUGGAGUUUGCCGGAGGGUGAAGAGCAUGACCUUUCCGAAAAUUUUAGCCUUACACUAAAGAAAAGAGAACCACUCAUCGCUAUCCCAUCACAAAGGUUGUCCAACGUAAGCCUCUAUGUGUAAGUUCUUUGUUAUGUAGAUGGAAUGCACUGUACCAAUUUCUAGUUUCAACUUUUAUUGGGUGUAUGAGUAGUGAAUAACUUUCGUUCUCUGGUUAUGGUUAUUAUAUGAGUUAAUUUUAAAAUAAUUAA
Lactuca sativa (garden lettuce) is the source of this 1787-nucleotide messenger RNA. RefSeq names its product cytochrome P450 76C1. The record is from RefSeq and is a predicted model, not a curated record. NCBI's taxonomy places the organism in Eukaryota, Viridiplantae, Streptophyta, Magnoliopsida, Asterales, Asteraceae. Gene Ontology annotation, molecular function: oxidoreductase activity, acting on paired donors, with incorporation or reduction of molecular oxygen; heme binding; monooxygenase activity.